CGCGCCUUGCAGCCGACCUCCUCGUUCCCCACACCCUCUACACUCUCUCCGGGCGGCCAUUCGGUCAUCGUUAACAUGGGUCUCAUCGAGACUCUGUUCAUUCUCAUCUUCAUUACGGAACUCAUCGCGGUCAUUGGCAAGACUGUCCUUGCCGACUUGGCCUUCGGACUUUAUGCUCGUGUUUUCCUAUCGAAAACACACAGCAAGCAGCGCCAGCUGAAGAAGGAGACGCUCGCGAAUAAGGCGGCCAUGCUGAACACAAGCGCGCAAGACCAGUUUGCGAAGUGGGCGAAACUGAGGCGCUCUGUGGACAAGGGCCUCGCGGACAUCGAGACUACCAACAAGGAACUCGCAGCCGCGAAGAGCGCCUUUACGAUGAAGUUCAACACCGCGAUCUGGAUUCUCACUUCUGGACUGCUGUUGGUCGCGGGUGCAUACUACAGGUCGUCCCCUGUGUUUUUCCUGCCCAAGGGCUGGUUUGGACCCUUCGAGAGGCCUCUUUCCUGGCCGUGGGCGCCGACUGGCUCGGUUAGCGUGUAUGUAUACCAAAUGGCCUGCAGGAGGGUGAUCAAGGCAGGCGCGCGGGGGAUUCAAGGCCUGAACGCGUUGCCGGAAGAUACUGCUUCUACUGACGCACCUGCUCCGGAUGCUAAGAAGGAGUCAUAGUCUCCUCGUUUUGUAUUUGUGCGAAUGUCAUGUCCUUCUCACGAGUCUGAACGAUGACACGAGUCGACAUACACAGUGUAGAGACGU
Molecule: messenger RNA, 753 nt
Organism: Schizophyllum commune H4-8
Lineage: Eukaryota; Fungi; Basidiomycota; Agaricomycetes; Agaricales; Schizophyllaceae
Exons: 5
Coding region: 76-666 (196 amino acids)
Biological process (GO): tail-anchored membrane protein insertion into ER membrane
Cellular component (GO): GET complex
Source: RefSeq, a predicted model, not a curated record